UGGCCGGCUUGUUUACCUGCUGUGUCUGCCCUCCUUGGCCUGUCCGUCCAGCCCUAUCCCCAAGCGUCCCAUUCUGCCCUCGAUCCAGCCCCUGUUGGUGCGCGAUGUCCACCCAGGGCUUUGAGAACUGCGUUGCCGGAACGUGGUAUGGCUUCACCAGAACCGAGUUCAAUCCAGGCGACACCCUCAAUCUCCAGUGGGGGGCGAUCGACGACGGAUCCACGCCACUGAACAUCUCCCUGGGCCGCGCGGGAGGGUCGAUCAUCGAUGAAAUCGUCGUCGGGGCCAAGUUCACCCAAACCAGUGCCCUCUACCAACUCGUCGUCAAUGAAACCGCCAACUGCACCCUCGAGCAGUACAGCUGGGCCAUUCCGGGGGACUUGAACGUAACCGACCCGGAGUAUCAGAUCGGACUGUUCAACGCCUCGGUGGAGCUGGGUGCCGAUGGGAUUGCCCUGUUUGGAUGGCAAAGCUGGAGCCCGGACUUUUAUAUUCAGGAGGCCAAUGCCUCAUCGACUGCGACUGCAACUGCUACAAAUACCAUGGCCAUGACUGCCAUGACCAGCGCUACAACCGCUUCUUCGACCUCAUCAGCACCGUCGUCCUCCUCGUCCGCCACCUCUCAUACUCAUACACAUACAUCAAGCGUGAACACUGUUGCGAUUGGGGCUGGUGUGGGUGUUGGAGCAGCCGCUUUGGCUGGCAUAUGCUUCGGGGUGCUUUACUUCCUGCGUCGACGGAGGAAGACUCGCGCCUUAUCGCAGAGAUCGGGGAACGUUACAGAUCUACCUGCGUAUGAGCUGCCAGUUCCGACGAAGCAGUCACUGCCCGGGGGGUAUCGCACGUACGAGCUGGCUGCGUAGAUGGGGAGCUGAGGGAGAGAUUGUCCUGCAAAAGGACUAGUUGGGUAAUUACCUCGAGCAGCAAUUUAUGUGAAAGGAAG
Messenger RNA from Aspergillus heteromorphus CBS 117.55, 943 nucleotides. RefSeq lists its product as uncharacterized. NCBI's taxonomy places the organism in Eukaryota, Fungi, Ascomycota, Eurotiomycetes, Eurotiales, Aspergillaceae. The record is from RefSeq and is a predicted model, not a curated record. Bases 105 to 863 code for a protein of 252 amino acids. The transcript has 3 exons.